UCCAUUUCCGUGCAGUGGGAUCUGCCAAAGCUUGUGAGAGCGUCCAUCCAUAAAUAGCAGCAAACAACAACAUCAACAACGACACAUCUUUCCCCACAGAAGAAUCAAUCCACAAUCCAAUCGGAUUUCCCCAGCCAAUUAGGGUUUCUGGAAAUCACAAAUUUCUGGCCAAUGAUGUUGAUGCGGUGGUAGUUUUCCUGGGAAUCGGAACCGAGAAUCCAUGGCGGAAGAGGGAUCCGAGAGGGAAAAUGGAGGGCUGGUGGCGAUGGAUUCCAUGGAAUCACGCUGGGUUUUCCAGGACGAGGACGAAACGGAGAUGGAUGACGAUGACGAAGAUUUGGGCCUGCGUACGGUUUUGGAUUCCGAGGAUGAUGAGAAUGGAGAGCCGAAGUUGAUCCGCACUGGGCCCAGAAUCGAUUCCUUCGAUGUCGAGGCCCUCGAGAUUCCCGGCGCACAGAGGAACGAUUAUGAGGACUUUAGUCUGGGAAGGAGAAUUAUACUUGCUUUUCAGACACUUGGGGUUGUCUUUGGUGAUGUUGGAACAAGUCCACUAUAUACCUUUGGUGUGAUGUUUAGUAAGGCCCCCAUUAAAGGAGAUGAAGAUAUUAUUGGAGGACUUUCACUAAUUCUAUACACCUUGAUCUUGAUCCCACUGAUCAAAUAUGUCCUUGUUGUCCUUUGGGCAAAUGAUGAUGGUGAAGGUGGUACGUUUGCUUUAUACUCAUUGAUUUGUAGGCAUGCUAAGGUCAGUCUUCUCCCAAAUCAACUUCCAUCUGAUGCUCGUAUAUCAAGCUUCAGGCUAAAGGUGCCAUCCCCAGAACUUGAGAGGUCACUAAAAAUCAAGGAACGACUUGAGACUUCACUGACUCUGAAAAAGCUGCUUCUAAUGUUAGUACUUGCUGGUACUGCUAUGGUAAUAGCUGAUGGGGUUGUUACGCCUGCAAUGUCAGUGAUGUCAGCUGUUGGUGGGCUGAAGGUUGGAAUAUCUGGAAUAAAGCAAGAUGAAGUGGUGAUGAUUGCAGUUGCCUUCCUUAUAAUUUUGUUCAGUGUACAGAAGUUUGGGACAAGUAAAGUGGGACUUGCUGUAGGUCCUGCUUUAUUCAUAUGGUUUUGUUCUCUCGCUGGAAUUGGGAUCUACAACCUUGUAAAAUAUGACAGUCGUGUCUUAAUGGCAUUUAAUCCUGUUCACAUCUAUUACUUCUUCAAGAGGAACUCGACUAAAGCCUGGUAUGCCCUUGGUGGUUGUCUUCUAUGUGCAACAGGUUCUGAGGCAAUGUUUGCAGAUCUUUGCUACUUUCCAGUAAGAUCAGUGCAGCUUACCUUUGUGUUUCUUGUACUGCCUUGCCUUCUGUUGGGCUACCUUGGUCAAGCUGCAUACCUUAUGGAAAACCAUGAUCAAUAUGGUCAACUCUUCUUUUCUUCUAUCCCAAGUGGUGCUUUCUGGCCAGUCUUCCUCAUUGCCAACAUUGCUGCACUAAUUGCCAGUCGGGCAAUGACAACGGCCACAUUUUCAUGUGUAAAACAAUCAACAGCACUUGGUUGUUUCCCUCGCCUUAAAAUCAUUCAUACAUCCCGGAAAUUCAUGGGCCAGAUUUAUAUUCCAGUCAUAAACUGGUUUCUGCUGGUGGUUUGCUUGGUGUUAGUCAUCUUUAUCUCAAAUGUCAAUGAGAUUGGAAAUGCAUAUGGCAUUGCCGAAAUUGGGGUGAUGAUGAUGACAACAAUCUUAGUAACCAUUGUUAUGCUUCUUAUAUGGCAGAUAAACAUUAUCAUCGUGCUCAGUUUUCUGGUUGUGUUCUUGGGGGUGGAAUUAACUUUCUUCUCAUCAGUUUUAUGGAGUGUGGGAGAUGGGAGUUGGAUCAUAUUGGUUUUUGCCAUUGUCAUGUUUUUUAUUAUGUUCAUCUGGAAUUAUGGAAGUAAGCUCAAGUAUGAAACUGAAGUCAAGCAAAAGCUUUCAAUGGAUUUGAUGCGAGAACUAGGCUGCAACCUGGGAACAAUCAGAGCUCCUGGGAUUGGUUUGCUUUAUAAUGAGCUGGUGAAGGGAAUACCAGCAAUAUUUGGCCAUUUCCUAACCACCCUCCCUGCAAUUCAUUCCAUGAUAAUAUUUGUGUGCAUAAAGUAUGUUCCAGUUCCUGUAGUGCCUCAGAGUGAAAGGUUCCUUUUCCGCAGAGUCUGCCCAAAAAGCUACCACAUAUUUCGCUGCAUUGCCAGGUAUGGCUACAAGGAUGUUCGCAAAGAGAAUCAUCAGACAUUUGAGCAGCUGCUAAUAGAGAGCCUUGAGAAGUUCAUUCGACGUGAGGCCCAGGAACGGUCACUGGAGAGUGAUGGGGAUGGUGAUACAGAUUCUGAAGAUGAGUCCUCCUCAGGGGUCCUUAUAGCUCCCAAUGGCAGCGUCUACUCACUUGGUGUUCCUCUCCUGGCUGAGUACAAGGGCACAAGGGGACCCAUAACAGAAGCAAGCACCUCAGAGGAGGUGAGGCCAGAGCCUCCCUCGGACCCAACAGUGUCUGAUACAGAGCAUAGUCUUGAGAGGGAGCUGUCCUUCAUACGCAAGGCCAAAGAAUCUGGAGUUGUUUAUCUUCUUGGUCAUGGAGAUAUCAGGGCAAAGAAGAAUUCCUGGUUCAUUAAGAAGUUGAUGAUAAAUUACUUCUAUGCUUUCUUGAGAAAGAACUGCAGGAGGGGCAUUGCCAACUUAAGUGUUCCCCACUCGCAUCUAAUGCAGGUGGGCAUGACUUACAUGGUUUGAAGUUUGAAUUUGCUGCCAAAAAAAUAAGGCACGUUUUUAUUUAAUUUGACAGCAGAGGUUCAACAACAGAGGUGAUUGGGCUUUGGGAGGGAUAUGGAUGGAAUAUCUUACAUUUCUUCAGUUAAAAUAUGCAUCACAUCCAUGGUUGCAUUGUUCCUCAUAGAUGGCCUUUUGCAUCCUCUAAUCUUCUGACAUUUCCUCACCUAAUUAUUUCACAAGUUUUGUAGUGUUUUCUUCUUUGGGUUGAUGGCAUCUCAUAUGGAACAAGCUCUUGUAAUUUUCAGGUUCAAAGUCAGAGAAUGUGAUUCUUUAUGUCAUAAUUCUGUUUCUAAAAGUUUGAAUUUCAGCA
Molecule: messenger RNA, 3092 nt
Organism: Vitis vinifera (wine grape)
Lineage: Eukaryota; Viridiplantae; Streptophyta; Magnoliopsida; Vitales; Vitaceae
Product: potassium transporter 7
Exons: 10
Coding region: 221-2743 (840 amino acids)
Biological process (GO): potassium ion transmembrane transport
Cellular component (GO): vacuolar membrane; plant-type vacuole
Molecular function (GO): potassium ion transmembrane transporter activity
Source: RefSeq, a predicted model, not a curated record